AUGGCCACUCCGUCUCCUUCCCACGAACAGCACACGCUGUCGGAUCUCGCCAACGUAAUUGCAUCCAACGCCACCGUAGUUGACGAGGAGCUUGGAAGCAAAGGACUUCCGCCGCUAGACGAUGAAACUUUUCCAAGUUCCUUUCCCCUACUGAGUCCAGAGGGCUCCCGUGCCCGAUUCGAGCUGCUCUCCGCAGCAUUGACGCUUUUCCGGCUCGCGAGCGGGCCAUCCGAGACUUUGGACCAUGUCACCAUGCAGGGCUUCGAACUAGGCACAAUCGCAACCCUCCUCCGCCUCUGCAUCCCGGAGCACAUCCCUCUCGGCAGCGCCGUCUCCCUACAAACCCUCUCACAACUAACCUCUAUCAACCUCGACCUCCUAACCCGCCUAAUCCGCUACGCCAUCUCCAUCGGCUUCCUCAGCGAACCAGAACCAGGCCUCAUCCGCCACAACGCCCUCUCAGCAGCCACCGCGCGCGACCACAACAUGCGCGAUAGCGCCCUGUGGAACGUAAUCGUGGGUGCCCCCGGCGCAAUCAAAAUGUACGAAUCGCUGCAGUUGGAUCCUACAGGAAGGGAUAAUACGAAGACGGGGCUUAGCGUUGCCAUGGAGGAGCGCGGAGAGACGCGCGGGACGAUGUGGGAUUAUCAUGCGUUGCAUCCGGAGGAUGAGGUGCGGUUUAAUAAUGCCAUGGCGAGUACAGAGACGGUUUCUAUUCAUGCAUGCGAGCAUGUGGUUAGGGGGUUUGAUUGGUCGAAGGUUAGGACUGUUGUCGAUGUCGGCGGCAACGAAGGCCACCUCUGCAUGACAAUAAUAAACACUUACCCACACAUAACAGCCACAAUCCAAGACCAAGCCCGCGUCGUGGCCACCUCCGCCCCCCUCCUCCCACCAAGGUACAACAACUCCAUAACCUUCAAAGAACAUGACUUCUUCCACCCUCAGACCACAAUCGCAGACGUCUACAUCCUCCGCUUUAUUCUGCACGACUGGCCCGACGACAAAGCACGCGACAUCAUCCGCAACCUGCUCCCCGCGCUCAAACCCGGUGCGCGGAUUCUGAUCGUUGACCAUGUCAUUCCCAGCGUUGGCGCUGGUGCACAGAAGGUUAAUAGAUACAUGGAGCAAAUUGUUCGACAGAUGGAUGUUACCAUGUUUGGGCUGUUGGCGGGGAGGGAGAGGUCGGAGGAGGAUUUUAAAAGGUUGUUUGGGGAGGUUGAGAGCAGGUUGGAGUACAGGGGGUGUACUACGCCGGAUGGGAGUUCGUUGAGUAUUUUGGAAUUCCAGUUCACGGGAUAA
Molecule: messenger RNA, 1299 nt
Organism: Aspergillus chevalieri
Lineage: Eukaryota; Fungi; Ascomycota; Eurotiomycetes; Eurotiales; Aspergillaceae
Exons: 3
Coding region: 1-1299 (432 amino acids)
Molecular function (GO): O-methyltransferase activity
Source: RefSeq, a predicted model, not a curated record